AUGACUGACGCCAACUGCCAACUCAUCUAUGGGGAGGCUGUGAAAGCGAAUACAAACAAUCAAGAUCGAAAUGCAAACUGCGCGGGAAAUCCUGUAGUAAGUUAUCGUGUAAAACUCUACAACAAGAGAUUUCCUUAUUAUCCCCCUUCAGAGUACUCUACAUAUAGUUAUAACCCGAGAAAAUUGAUGUCAUUUAAGAAUCCUCAGCUGCUCCACACCGCAAUCAGCGUUUGUCCCAAGCAAUGUGGAUACUGCUGCCUUACACCAGCCUUCAAUUGUCAGAACAAAUUGCGACCACGAUACCCAUGUUCAUCAGUGACGCAAGAUAUGUGCGAAAGUAACGCUUGGAGAGAUAUUCUCGCGGAGGAUUGCCCAAAAACGUGUGGUCUCUGCGACUCUGGUCUGUCUUUCCUUUGUGCUCGUCAUUAA
Messenger RNA from Haemonchus placei, 429 nucleotides. The record is from the annotation of a GenBank genome assembly. NCBI's taxonomy places the organism in Eukaryota, Metazoa, Nematoda, Chromadorea, Rhabditida, Trichostrongylidae.